Neltuma alba is the source of this 810-nucleotide messenger RNA. Its product is annotated as TMV resistance protein N-like. The transcript has a single exon. Lineage: Eukaryota; Viridiplantae; Streptophyta; Magnoliopsida; Fabales; Fabaceae. Gene Ontology annotation, biological process: defense response. The coding region runs from base 1 to 810 and encodes 269 amino acids. Gene Ontology annotation, molecular function: ADP binding. The record is from RefSeq and is a predicted model, not a curated record.
AUGGAAGUGACUGAUUCUUAUGAAGGAACAGAGUUAAUAAAAAGCAAGUUGACAGACAGAAAAAUUCUACUUGUCCUUGAUGAUGUGAGUCAUAUUGAGCAACUUGAAAAUUUCGCUCCAAGGCAAGGAUGGCUCAGCAAAGGGAGCAUAAUAGUGAUAACAACAAGGGAUAAGCAUUUGCUAUCAUCAUAUAGUGUAUCUGACAGUGCGAUAUAUGGCAUUGAAUUCUUGACUGAUAAUGAGUCCCUUGAACUUCUCAUUCAAAAUGCCUUUAAAGAAGGGCAACCUAAUGAAGAUUACUUGAACCUUGCUAAAAACGUCAUUGAAUAUGCUGGAGGCCUUCCUUUAGCAGUCAAAGUGUUAGGUUCAUUUCUUUGCAAAAGGACGAUAGGGGAAUGGGAAGAUGCACUAGCUAAGUUCGAGAAAUAUCCUCUAGAGGACAUUUCAAAGAUAAUUGAAGUGAGUCUUCAUGGAUUAGACCAUAAUGAGAAGACUAUAUUCUUGGAUAUUGCUUGCUUUUUCAAUGGGAUGGACGAAGAUCAUAUCAUACACAUUUUAGAAACAUUGGAUAAGGAUCUUCACCCAAAAAUUGGAAUAAGGGUUCUUAUGGACAAAUCACUAGUAAUUAAUCAUGAAGGGCGUUUGUGGGUGCAUGAAAUUCUGCAAAAUAUGGCUAAACAUGUUGUCUAUCAAGAAUCAUCUGGUGAUGCCAGCAAGCUUUCUAGGAUAUUGUCCUUGGAUGAUGCCAAUCAUGUAUUAGGAGGAAAUAAGGUGACAUUCCAAAGUUCUUGUGUUUGUGCACUCUUAUAA